AAACUCCAACGAGAAUAAAGACCACCACAUUAAGUUUUGGACUUAAUGAUCAUCGGCUAUGUUGUUGUGGUCCAACAUAAAUAUGAGUCUGCUGAGUUUGCCAUUGAUCGUAAAACCUUUCCACCACCGCACACCCCCUCACCGGGGGUAGUGCGUCGCCUCCACGCGCCGCCGUUAUCUUCUACGUCACUCCUGAAACAACACUCGUGGUCUCCGGAUCUAAUCCGCGAAGAAGCUUGGUCAAAACGUCAAGAUACCUCCCGCCACCGUCAUCGCCGCCGUGGAAAGAGCUUGACGGAUGAAGAUCUCGACGAGCUUAAAGCAAGUUUCGAACUCGGAUUCGGUUUCGGAUCUCCCGAAAUCGCCGAUCCGAGACUUUCCAACACGCUUCCCGCGUUAGAACUUUACUUCGCCGUUCAAAAAAGCUACAACGACGCCGUUUCUAACAAAUCAGCAACGUCGUCUUCUUCACUCUCCGAGGGCGAUACCAGUCCUCACCACACCGUAUACCAAACCAGCGAUGAUCCUCAAACGGUGAAGACGAAGCUGAAGCAGUGGGCGAGAGUGGUGGCGUGCACCGUGAACCAAUCGCCUCCGAGAUGAAAACUUAACGGCGUUAAUUUAAACGUGGUGGGGAUAAAUAUUGAGACGGCUA
Arabidopsis arenosa is the source of this 655-nucleotide messenger RNA. Lineage: Eukaryota; Viridiplantae; Streptophyta; Magnoliopsida; Brassicales; Brassicaceae. The record is from the annotation of a GenBank genome assembly.